GUUUACCGCUUUGGCGGUUGAUUGCACAAUGGAUUAUCCCGUUGGGAGCUACCAGCGUCGUUGCUCUGGACCUGGCAUUCUCUUCAGCAUUUUGUUGGUCAGCAUUGCAACACAUUUAAUUUGCACACAAGAAGCUGCUGCACAGGAUCAAAAUGCACCACCCAUUUUAUAUGUGCGAGAGCGAAAUUGGCGCAUAUCGGAAGCAGAGCAAGUGGGACAAAUAAUUGAACGCGUGCGUGCUGAAGAUGCCGAUGGAGAUGAUUUGGUGUUUGGCAUUGAGCCGCGUUUUCUUAACCCCACGGGCUCGGAACACAAGCCACCCAAGCUGCCCUUUCGCAUUGAUGCGGACACGGGUGUCGUUUAUCUCAACGAGAGCCUGGCAGGACGCGCUGGCGAGAACUUUUUGAUCUAUAUAACCGUCAGCGAUGGACGCUAUACAGCCAAGAAUGAGGUGUUUAUAAACAUAUUGGGACGUCGCGAGAGCAACGGCUUCAAUGGCUUUGGCUCGCGGUCACCGCCUUCGAUAUCAAACGUAGUGCAGAAUAUAUCACAAUUUCUGCCCGCCUUCGAUCAACUGCCCGGCGUGCAGUCCAUUAGAAACGGCUUGCCACAUCGCCGGCCCAGCAUCAGUUUGCCGCCUGGCUUUCCGGCUAAUAACGUGGGCAGCUAUGGCCUACCUGCCUAUGCUAAUUAUUAUCCAACGCUGCCAACAAGCGCCGCUGGAGAAGCGGGCCUAAUUGAUAAGACAGUGACGGACGCUAAUGAAGCGCAGGCAACCAACCAAGCGACAAGUGCGUCCCAAGAGACAAUAAGCUCCACUACGCCACGUAGUCGCACCAAGCUAACGCCGAUUUCGAAUAGCAGCAGCUCAACGAAUAGCAACGCCGCUGAAGUGCCGGACGGCGGCAAAUUGAACACAAUUACGUUGUUCAGCUUCAAGGCGUCGGCCAUGCCAAUUGUUAUUGGCGUUUGCUGCAUGUUUGCCGUCGUGGCUGCCGUGCUGGGCUAUCUGUGCCGCAGACGCUUGUGCGCGAUUAGCAAGACCCUCAAGAAGUCCAAGGAGAAGGAGGAACUGGCCAAGCAAUCGCACCCGAGUCAUCUAAGCGACGAUAGUCGCAAUUCAAUGGUGAUGCAACAAUGGAAUGGACCAGUAGCAUUUAGCAAUCGCUAUGUGCCCUGGGAACGGGAUCAGCAGCUGAAUAUAAUGUCAACUUCACAGCUAUCAACAAGUGCUGCAAAUGGCGUUGAUGCUUACGCUGCUGUGGGUGUCAAUGGCGAUGGAGCUGCUGCUGGCGGUGGCGGAGCUAUACCUGGGGCUGGUGCUGUGGUGGCAGCCACUGGCCACCGUGCUGGCGCUGCUGGCGAGAACAAAAGCGAUCGUUGGGAGUUCCCCAGGCAUCGCUUGAAGUUUUUCAACAUAUUGGGCGAGGGAGCCUUUGGGCAAGUUUGGCGCUGCGAGGCCACCGAGUUGGAUGACUCGGGCCAUAUCACAACCGUGGCAGUGAAAACGCUAAAAGAAAGCGCAACCGAGGCUGAGAAAAAGGAUUUACUCUCCGAGCUGGAGGUAAUGAAGUCUCUAGAGCCGCAUGUCAAUGUGGUUAGAUUUUUGGGCUGCUGCACCGACAAGGAUCCCACAUUUGUGAUACUGGAGUUUGUGAAUCGCGGUAAGCUGCAAACAUACCUAAGGAACUCCAGAGCAGAAAGACAUUACGGCAAUACGCAUGGCAAGUCAAAUGUAUUGACGUCAGGCGACUUAACUUCGUUUAUGUAUCAAGUAGCUAAGGGCAUGGACUAUUUAACGUCACGUGGUAUUAUACAUCGCGAUUUGGCAGCGCGUAAUAUUUUAAUAACCGAGGAUCACACCUGCAAAGUGGCUGACUUUGGCUUCGCUAGAGAUAUUAUUACUUCAAAGAUAUACGAGCGUAAAAGCGAGGGCAAGCUGCCUAUAAGAUGGAUGGCAACUGAGUCACUAUAUGAUAAUCUAUUUUCGGUUAAGUCGGACACCUGGAGCUUUGGUAUACUUAUGUGGGAAAUUGUUACCUUGGGCUCAACGCCAUAUCCAGGCAUAUCAGCUGCCGAUGUUAUGCGCAAAGUAAGAGAUGGCUACCGUUUGGAGAAGCCCGAGCAUUGCCGUCGUGAGCUUUACAACAUUAUGUACUACUGUUGGUCACAUGACCCCAACGAGCGUCCCACAUUUGCUGAAAUUAUUAAAAUGCUCGACAAACUGUUGCACACCGAAAUGGACUAUAUAGAAUUGGAACGCUUCCCGGAUCACAAUUACUACAAUAUCGUAAACCUCAGUGGAGAGAAAUUGUAACAACUGUGCAGUGCAUAGCUUGAUUUUUACACUGCCACAAAGAGCUUUAUAUUAUUAUUAUUAAACAUUAAGAAAGACUUGAUUUUGAUACCAGCUUACAGUUUAAGGUUUUAUUUAUUUACGCUGCAUGUUGCUUAUGUCAAAUACCGCUCUAUGAAAAUAUUCAUCACACAACUUCAUGUAACAUAUUGUUUUAAACGAAUAAAAAAAAUGUAUUGUUAAAUAUUAAAACUUUCUGCGCCACUUUAAGCAACUGCUGUGUGGGUGCACGUCGUCGUCAAGAAUAUGGACAACGUCAAGGCAAUAAAGACAGAUUCGAAAAAUUAAGCUCUUAUACGUGCUGCGAAUUUUGAGCAAGUAAAUAUGAAAGUAUCGAUUGGCUCGUUAAGUUCCAAGCAAAAUAGAC
Drosophila busckii is the source of this 2723-nucleotide messenger RNA. RefSeq names its product tyrosine kinase receptor Cad96Ca (gene Cad96Ca). Gene Ontology annotation, molecular function: calcium ion binding; ATP binding; transmembrane receptor protein tyrosine kinase activity. NCBI's taxonomy places the organism in Eukaryota, Metazoa, Arthropoda, Insecta, Diptera, Drosophilidae. Gene Ontology annotation, cellular component: signaling receptor complex; membrane. The transcript has 9 exons. Bases 29 to 2317 code for a protein of 762 amino acids. Gene Ontology annotation, biological process: multicellular organism development; protein phosphorylation; cell surface receptor protein tyrosine kinase signaling pathway. The record is from RefSeq and is a predicted model, not a curated record.